Phlebotomus argentipes is the source of this 2263-nucleotide messenger RNA. RefSeq names its product UDP-glycosyltransferase UGT5-like. The transcript has 3 exons. The record is from RefSeq and is a predicted model, not a curated record. Gene Ontology annotation, molecular function: UDP-glycosyltransferase activity. NCBI's taxonomy places the organism in Eukaryota, Metazoa, Arthropoda, Insecta, Diptera, Psychodidae. Bases 273 to 1874 code for a protein of 533 amino acids.
UCAGCCGGGAAAGUCCGUCUUUUGACGUUUCAUUCUCGUGUGUUUACAUGUACUGUUGCUGCUUGUUUACAAUCUCCGGGAGUGAAAAGGAUUCAAUUUGUCGCGGUGAAUGAUGGUGAUGGCAAGUGAAGGGACGUGUGAUGCGCAGAUAUACUGGCGAGGCAUAUCGUAGAGCUCCAUGUGGCACUACAUCUUAUCACAAUCAUCGAUAACGACGCUGCCUUCUCCGGCCUCCACGUCAAUCAGUCCAGGAGACACUCGCCCACGCAAUUAUGCUGUUUAAGGCAAUACUAGUUUUCCUCUUUUACUUCCUGAACGCUGCAGAUGUCCUGCAGUGCGAGCGGAUUCUUGCCGUCUUCCCCAUUCCCAGCCAGGCGCACUUCAUUCUCGGCCACACACUCGUCCGGGCACUGGAAAGUCGUGGUCAUCAGAUUACCUUCCUGACGCCUUUCCGCUUGCGUGAGCAGCGCGACAAUGUCCAGGAGGUUUAUCUGCACGGUGCUAAGGAGUUCUUUUGGACAGAAGAGCGUCUUACGGAGAUGCACGAAUCCCUGUCCGUUCUCGAGGGCAUUACACAAGCCAUCUACGGAUCCGCUGAGUUUGCCAACUUCACUCUCAGUCACGCGGAAGUACAGAAAUUGAUACGCUCUGAGGCGUCCUUCGAUCUCCUGCUCGUGGAUUCUUACAUGAUGGAUGCACUUCUGGGCCUGGCGCACCAUUACAGAGUGCCUUCGGUCGUAAUCUCGGCCUCAGCCAGUAGCAAAUGGACUGACGAAAUGGUCGGCAAUCCACACAAUCCUGCUCACAACCCCAACAUUUUCUUAGCAUUGUCCAACAAAAUGUCGCUGCCCGAGCGAAUCGUGAACUCCCUGCUGGCCGUUUUCGUGGAGAUUAGUUACCAAUACAUGUACUUACCGGCUCAGGAGGUGCUCUAUCAGCGCUUCUUCGCUCCGCUGCAGUCUCGGGGCGACAAACUGCCUCCGCUUGAGGAGCUCAUCCACAACGUGAGCUGCAUCCUCGUGAAUUCUCACCCGGGCUUCCACUAUCCGCGCGCGCUGAUGCCCAGCGUCGUGGAGAUUGGUGGGAUUCACAUGCGGCCACCUAAGAAACUGCCUUUGGAUGUUGAGAACUUCUUUUCGCGGGCCAUCGGAGGAGUCGUUGUGCUCAGUUUGGGCGCCCACGUCAGAAGUGCAGACAUGCCGAAAGACAAGCGCGAUGCCUUCAAUCGGGUAUUCCAAGCUAUGCCGGAAGUUGGUAUUUUCUGGAAAUGGGAGGAAGCACAGAUGUCUGGUCAGGCGGAUAAUGUGAUAGUCGGGCCAUGGAUGCCUCAAAUGGACUUACUGUCGCAAGCCAAUACCAAGCUGUUUAUCACCAGCGGAGGAUUGCUGGGCAUUUACGAGGCUGUCCUCUCGGGAACACCCAUUCUGGGACUUCCGCUGCACGCUGAUCAGCACCACAACAUCCGCUUGGCGGUGGAGGCUGGUUUUGCGCGAUCUUUGAACUAUGACACUCUCACUGAAGAGUCUAUUCGGGAAGCUGUUGAGGACAUGCUCAAGAAUGACACAUACAGAUUGAAUGCGGAUCGCGUAGCGGGACUUCUGAGGGAAAAUCUGACGCCCAUCGACGAGAAAGCUGUGCAUAACAUUGAAAUGGUGCUGAGAACUCGUGGCGCCCGUCAUUUGCGACCCACAGCCCUCGACCUGGCCACUUGGCAGCUACACUUGGUGGACGUGACCCUGUGCAUCGCCGCUGGCUGCCUCCUCAUCCUCGCCAUUCCUGCAGCAAUUAUCGGAGUUGUUCUGCGGCGCAGCAACAAUGCCAGUAACUCUGUAGCAAAACCGAGAAAGACCUCCAAAGGCAAAAAGGAGAAGUAACUCCCAUUGGGUGGUUUUUUUGUGCCAUAAAACAGUGUCUUUUCAUACCUGAUUUUCAUUUGAAAUUUGUAUAAAAAUUAUCCCAAAGACACUAAAAAUUAGCUUGAGUGAAAUUUUUUCAUUGAUUGAGCAAAUAGGAUCUUUAAUGACUUGCUUGACAUUGUGAUUUUGGAACGAGAAAUCAAAAAGAAUUACCUUUGCUGUUUGGUUUUCUGCAAGAAUUGUAUAUAAACAUACUUUACAUGUGCUUUCAAGAGUCAGGUUUUGACUAUUUCAAGUUGUUGACAAUGAAAAAAAUUACAGGGUGUGGCAUAUCAUGCGAUAUCAAUUAAAUAUGAUAAGAUUGAAAGGCAAAAUUAAAGCAUUUUUUUCUCAAGCCAUAAGAAAAA